AUGGAGCGCGCACGCCGGCACGCCAGCCGCGCGCUGCUGCGGCGCCUGCUCGCGGCGGCCGCGGCCUCGCCCACCACGUCGUCGUCCCGCGGCAUCUCCACCCUGUCGCCGGCGGCGCCCGCGGGGAGGCAGCAGCAGCAGAACCAGCAGCGCCGCGCUCCCCGGCCUCCUCCCCACCAGCACGCGCAGGGGCGGCCGGUGUCGGUGUCGGCGCUGCAGCCGAGCGACACGUUCCCGCGGCGGCACAACUCGGCCACACCCGCCGAGCAGGCGGCCAUGGCUUCCGUCUGCGGGUUCCCCGGCGGCGUCGACGCGCUGAUUGACGCCACGGUGCCGGCCGCCAUCCGCGCCCCGCCGAUGCGGUUCUCCGGGAGGUUCGACGCCGGGUUCACCGAGUCGCAGAUGCUGGACCACAUGCAGCGGCUGGCGUCCAUGAACAAGGCGUUCAAGUCCUUCAUCGGGAUGGGGUACUACGGCACGCACGUCCCCGGUGUGGUGCUGCGCAACCUCAUGGAGAACCCGGCCUGGUACACCCAGUACACCCCGUACCAGGCGGAGAUCGCGCAGGGCCGCCUCGAGUCGCUGCUCAACUACCAGACCAUGACCAUCGACGUGUGCCGGACGCGCGCCGACGGCUUCGACAUCCGCGUCGUCGUCGCCGACGCCAAGGACUUCGACUACGGCGGCGGCGACGUCUGCGGCGUGCUCGUGCAGUACCCGGGCACCGAGGGCGAGGUGCUCGACUACGCCCAGUUCGUCAAGGACGCGCACGCCCACGGCGUCAAGGUCGUCAUGGCCACCGACCUGCUCGCGCUCACCACGCUGCGCCCGCCAGGCGAGAUCGGCGCAGACAUCGCCGUCGGCUCCACGCAGCGCUUCGGCGUGCCCAUGGGCUACGGCGGCCCGCACGCCGCGUUCCUCGCCACGUCGCAGGAGUACAAGCGACUCAUGCCCGGCCGUAUCAUCGAGUGA
Messenger RNA from Miscanthus lutarioriparius, 972 nucleotides. The record is from the annotation of a GenBank genome assembly. NCBI's taxonomy places the organism in Eukaryota, Viridiplantae, Streptophyta, Magnoliopsida, Poales, Poaceae.